This is a messenger RNA of Pseudomyrmex gracilis, 2664 nucleotides long. RefSeq names its product glutathione-specific gamma-glutamylcyclotransferase 1. Bases 1501 to 2235 code for a protein of 244 amino acids. The transcript has 4 exons. Gene Ontology annotation, cellular component: cytoplasm. Gene Ontology annotation, biological process: glutathione catabolic process. Lineage: Eukaryota; Metazoa; Arthropoda; Insecta; Hymenoptera; Formicidae. Gene Ontology annotation, molecular function: gamma-glutamylcyclotransferase activity; glutathione specific gamma-glutamylcyclotransferase activity. The record is from RefSeq and is a predicted model, not a curated record.
UUUUACCAACACAUUUUCUUCUCAAUACACCUAAUUGUUGUCAAUAAACGCGUCUGAACCGCGCCAAUGCCACGACGUGCAUCCGUGAGCGAUUCGUCAAUCAAGCGGUCUGUUUCAUCAUCCAUCCCCACCACCUUGCCAUUACAUGUGCUCUCUGCCGUGCUUCUUCGUUCUUUCUUCGCAAACCACUCUUGCCGUCUCUCUCUCUUCCGCUUUUCGCCGCGCGCUCCGGUCUAGUUUGCCGAACAUUAACCGCAGUCGUCGGUCGACAGUUCUCGUCAGAUCUUUCUCGUCAAGCCCCCCAUCUGGAAGAAAGCCGUUUUCUUUCUUCAAAAUUUUCCAAAUGUUUCGGAAAUCUCGCUCGAUCGUCCAUCAUAUCACAAGUAAAAUCAUUAAAGUCAGUUUAUCUGAAGCGAACGUUUCCGUCCGUCAUCGACCCGUCGAGUGAUCUCUCUGGUAUGAUCCAGAAUCGAUCCAGGAAGUGCGCGACGCGUCAUUAUGGAGCGACAGAACCGAAAGCCGCGAUGAUUGCUAAAGAGAAUCGUAACCGCGCGCGACGCUAUAUAAAAGCCGCCUACCUACGUCACCGUCUCGCGAAUUGGCAAAUUGGCGAGCGAUUCAGAUACACGAGAAACGGACGCGGCAGCAGCGCUGGUUCGAUGAUCGAGAAGUGACAGACCGCGGAGACAGCCGAGGCUACUUGUUUGAGUCAAAUGGGUCGAGGCUUAUCGAUGAAGAUCCGACGAAGAGUUAUCGACCACUUAAUACACUUGAGACGAGAUUAUAUACAAUUGGAUACAGUUUUGUGAUAUAAAAUUAAAACUCUGCACGGUUGUGAAACACGUUCCUAUUAAAUAAAAUUUAAAAUACAAUAAGAUGCACUUUUAUCUACGCGAGAAGAUGAUUGAAGACAAAACGAAGAGACGGAGUUUUCAUUGACCGGAGAAAAAGGAAAGUAUUUAACUCAGGGAAGCUGCAUUUUUCAGUGACUACUCGUUUGACCGUUGCGAUAAGUUAAUUGCACAAAUAAGUAUUUGUACAUAUUAAAUUUGCUUUGUGAAAUCGCUGUUUCGCAUAAUGAUGAUAUUGAUAAGAAGAAACGCGCGCGCGUCUUUACGCUUCCGAGAAUAAAUGACGCGAAUCUUGUUUGAAAAAAAAAAAGAAAAAACCGAGUAUUUACUAAAGAUGAAUAAAUAGAUAAAAAAAAGAGAGAAAGAGAGAGAGAGAGAGAGAAAGUGUGUGGAUUUUGACGACGAAAGAAGGAACGCGAGCAGACGAAGAGAGCACGAGACUUCCGAACCUUGAAUUUUAUUUUCUUUGUUUUAAUAUUUCGCUGAUUCGAAAGUCGCGACACAAACGAGAUAACGAGAGAAGAUAAAGAAAGUCGAAACACACAUAGAGCGAAAGGAUCGAAUAAGAAGAGAAGCGAAUCUCUCUCGUUGAUCGAAGUCUUUGAAAAAAGCGCGAACAAACAAAAAAAAAACAAAAAACAAAAAACAAAUGGAAAACGAGCCAAGUGACACUGAUGGACAACAGCUCUGGGUGUUUGGAUACGGAUCGCUCUGCUGGUAUCCCGGUUUCUCGUAUAUCAAAAGCAUGACCGGAUACAUCAAGGGCUUUGGCAGGCGGUUCUGGCAGGGCAACACCACGCAUCGCGGUACCGCCGAAAAGCCCGGACGAGUGGCCACACUGAUCGAGGAAAAAGAGGGCACGGUUUACGGACGAGCGUUCCAGGUUCAGGACAGCGCGGCGUUGUCCUAUCUGGAGAAUCGCGAGUGCGCUCUCGGUGGUUACCUGACGACCAUCGUAACGUUUCACAGUCGGGACGGGAGCAAACAAUUUCCCGCGGUAAUUUACAUAGCUACUAGCAAGAACAAACUGUGGCUCGGCGAGGCGUCGUUGCAGACGAUCGCGCUUCAAAUUGCCGAGUCUUCCGGUCCGAGUGGACACAACGCCGAGUAUCUCCUACGAUUGGCGGAUUUCAUGCAUUGUUACCUGCCGGAAGCGCAUGACGAGCAUCUCUUCACGCUGGAGAUGUUGGUGCGCUCGCGAAUCAAGGAAGCGAACAUAUGCCUGACCACGCUGAUGGGAAACCGCGACUUUGUCAUCGAUCUGGACGAGGACGCGGAACCGGCAGACAAUCGCGCGGACGUAAACGAGCGAAUUCGCGACGAGAACGCUUUCCAGUUCAGUGCUCGGAUACCAUCCAAGACUCUACGUUGUGUGAACAUAUAAUUGAAUUUUGUUUAUACAUAUAUAUAUAUAUAUAUAGUGAAUACAUAUAUAUAUUUGUCGUAGUUUAUAAUUUUGAAUUGCGCGACUGAAAGAAAUGGCAGCUUAUAUAGUUUCUCUCGUGAAAGCGUGAAUGAUGCGACAUUUUUAUCGUCGCACACAGUUGGUACGCUAGCCGCGCGCGAUUCUAAAUUUAAAAAGCAACCAGCUGUAAAUUCCUUCGUGAAUAUAAUCUCGCUGCUUGCUUAUAUAGAUAUAUCUCUCGUAGAGGCUAUUCUCUCAUGUAUGUUUACGAGACGGCUGUGUUAAUUUUGUAUCACAGAACGUGCUGGACACGUGAACACUGUUAUAAUAUCAAACAUUGGUAUUAUUUCUUUUAUAUAUUUAUUCGAUACCGUACUAUCUCUUACAAUGCUGAUCAUUCGUAUUAGU